CUCUCUCCGCUCUAACUUUCCCGAGCCCCGACCGGCGGCGCAGAGCUCCCCGGCAGCUUCGGGGCCGACUGCCGACUGCGGGCGGAGAGCGCGGCUGUGCCCAGUGUCCCAUCCCCGCGCCCCCGGUGCGCUGCGGAGAGAACGGGACGAUGCCCGGGGCUCGGGACCGAGGCAAAGCCCUGGCGAGAUGGCUGGGCACGGGCCUCUUGGGUCUUUUCCUGCUGCCCUUGUCCCUGUCCCUGGAGGUGUCUGUGGGAAAAGCCACCACCAUCUAUGCUGUCAACGGCACGGAGAUUCUGCUGCCCUGCACCUUCUCCAGCUGCAUUGGCUUCCAUGACCUCAGCUUCUGGUGGACCUAUAACAGCACUGACACAUUCAAGAUGCUCUUAAACGGGACUGUGAAGAAUGAGAAGUCUGACCCCAAGGUAAAGUUGAAAAACGAUGACCGCAUCACUCUGGUGGGCUCCAUUAAGGAGAAGAUGAACAACAUUUCCAUUGUGCUGAAGUACCUGGAGUUCAGCGACACAGGCAAAUACACCUGUCAUGUGAAGAACCCCAGGGAAAACGGUCUUCAACAGAACGCCACCGUCUUCCUCCAAGUCGUCGAUAAACUGGAGGAAGUGGACAACACGGUGACACUCAUCAUCCUGGCCGUCGUGGGCGGAGUCAUCGGGCUCCUCAUCCUCAUCCUGCUGAUUAAGAAGCUUGUCACCUUCAUCCUCAAGAAGACUCAGGAGAAAAAGUGAGUUGACCUCCACAG
Galeopterus variegatus (Sunda flying lemur) is the source of this 760-nucleotide messenger RNA. It is a transcript of the gene SCN4B, whose product is annotated as sodium channel, voltage-gated, type IV, beta subunit. NCBI's taxonomy places the organism in Eukaryota, Metazoa, Chordata, Mammalia, Dermoptera, Cynocephalidae. Gene Ontology annotation, cellular component: membrane; voltage-gated sodium channel complex. Bases 150 to 746 code for a protein of 198 amino acids. The transcript has 4 exons. Gene Ontology annotation, molecular function: sodium channel regulator activity; transmembrane transporter binding. The record is from RefSeq and is a predicted model, not a curated record. Gene Ontology annotation, biological process: regulation of sodium ion transmembrane transporter activity; cardiac muscle cell action potential involved in contraction; regulation of ventricular cardiac muscle cell membrane repolarization.